UGUCUGAGUCAAUAACCAAAGUCAGCCGAAUUUCCACCACAGUUUAGUUGACACCGGCUCUUAAACACAACCUUGUCUCGGUUCUUCUUCUUCUUCAUCAUCAUCAUCUUCUUCUUCAUCUUCUGUGUCUGGACGCAUCUGGGAGUGUAAACCCACUCAAACACACACACUCAAACACAUCACAGUCUUUUCUUCAACAUUCAUUGUCCCCUGUAAUUUGCCACCAUGAUGCACUCGAAGUUGAUUGCAUUUGGGAGGAUGCUGGUGCGUAGGCGUGUCCUGGACACCAACGAAAUGGAGACUCGCUUUGCUCGCUGUCUGUCUACUCUGGACCUCGUUGCUCUGGGGGUUGGAGCCACUUUAGGGGCUGGAGUGUAUAUUCUAGCUGGAGAAGUGGCCCGGGAGAAAGCUGGCCCAGCCAUCGUGAUUUGCUUCCUGAUUGCUGCUCUGUCCUCGGUGCUUGCUGGUCUAUGUUAUGCUGAAUUCGGAGCACGGGUCCCGAAAACAGGCUCCGCCUACCUCUACAGCUAUGUGACAGUGGGUGAAAUCUGGGCGUUCAUCACAGGAUGGAACCUCAUUCUAUCCUACGUAAUAGGCACAGCCAGUGUAGCUCGAGCUUGGAGCUCUACUUUCGACAACCUGGUGAAUCAGAGCAUCUCAAACGUUUUCAGUGAAUACAUGUCUCUUCCAGACACCGGCAACGUGCUGGCGAAAUAUCCAGAUCUGUUUGCGCUUGGGCUUAUCAUGCUGCUUACUUGCCUGCUGGCGUUUGGUGUGAGUGAGUCAGCCCUGGUGAACAAGAUCUUCACAGGCAUCAACCUGAUGGUGUUGAGUUUUGUCAUCAUUGCUGGCUUUGUGAAGGGCGACACUGCCAACUGGAACAUCAGUGUGGAGGACAUCAAAAACAACAAAAGUCCUCCAGUACCCGAAAUGACGGAAUUUGGCACAGGAGGUUUUGCACCAUUUGGCAUUUCUGGGAUUUUGUCUGGUGCAGCUACUUGCUUCUAUGCAUUUGUGGGUUUUGACUGCAUUGCCACCACAAGUGAAGAGGCCAAAAACCCACAGCGUUCAAUUCCAAUCAGCAUAGUGGCGGCCCUGCUCAUCUGCUUUGUUGCUUACUUUGGAGUGUCUGCAGCUCUCACUCUGAUGAUGCCUUACUACCUUUUAAACACUAAAAGCCCAUUGCCUGAGGCCUUUGACUAUGUGAACUGGAUGCCUGCCCGAUACAUUGUGGCUGUAGGCUCCCUCUGCGCUCUUUCCACCAGCUUGUUGGGCUCCAUGUUCCCCAUGCCCCGUGUAAUCUUUGCCAUGGCUGAGGAUGGCCUGCUGUUCCGUUUCCUCUCCCGCAUGCACAAGAAAACGAAGACCCCUGUGCUUGCCACCAUUGUGUCUGGUGUCGUUGCAGCUCUAAUGGCCUUCUUAUUUGAUCUGGCUGCUUUGGUGGAUCUGAUGUCCAUUGGGACCCUGUUGGCUUACACACUCGUGGCAGUAUGUGUGCUUAUCCUCAGGUACCAGCCAUGCAGCCUGACUUACAGCACAGACAAAAAUCAGAUGGAGCUGCAGACACUGACAGAAAAGGAGAAUGUGACCGAACAGGAGAAAAAGCCACUUAAUGAGACGUUCUCCUUCAGACAUCUGCUGCUGCCCAGCUCUGAGUCACCCACCAAGACCUCAGGCCUCAUUGUCUAUGUCACUACAGCUGUUACCUGUUUGUUUUUCACUCUGCUGUGCAUAGUGCUGGCAGUGUGGGGUGAGAACAUCAUAAAGGGGGAGUCUGUAUGGGUCACUGUAGUGACAGUGCUCAGCAUCGCCUCCACCAUCUGCGUUGUCAUCAUCUGGAGACAGCCUCAGAGCAACGAGGCCAUCAGCUUCAAGGUGCCUUUGCUUCCCAUCUUGCCUUUGGUCAGUAUCUUUGUUAACAUCUACCUCAUGAUGCAGCUGGAUGGACCAACAUGGAUUCGUUUUGCAGUAUGGAUGGUUAUUGGCUUUUUGAUUUACUUUGGCUAUGGAGUCAAGAACAGCUCAGAAGCCAUGCAGAAUUCAGAAGCUGUUCUGGAAGGAAAGAGGGAGACAUAUUCUUGUAAAAAUAUCAGCGAGGUUGAAGGAAGUGUGGCUUAAGAAGUACGAGUAUAAUAUGGUAUACAGGCCUUAUGUUUUGUAUAAAUCUCAUGAGGCUAGUGUUAUUAAUUGCCCAGGAUAGUGUCUAUGAAUUACAUAUCAAUAAUAGAAGAAAAGUGAGUAAUAAAAGAAGGUCUUACUGUUUUUGUUUUUUGGACCCAAGAACAAAAAAUUCUGACUGAAUUUCUUUUUUUUUUUUAAUGUUUUAUAUUUAUUUUUAUUUUUAUUAUUAAGUACCAUUACAAUUGUGAUAGCAUAAUGUCCCCCUGUGACGUCAGCAGGGCACACAGCCACUAAAUUCUCAUAGGAAUUAUUAAAAUACAGCACCAUCCAACAUAAUAACUCCUUAAUCAUUAAGCACUACAUACAAAUAUUACAGUAUAGACAUUGUCUUUUGGUCUGAAAUUUCCUUCACACUUCUGAUCAAGAAGUAAUUUGAAAUGUAUAGAUAAUGAAUUACUGUAUUAUCUGAUCAGUAUUUGGCAAGUGAUACAUAAGUGAGUUAUGGUUAAAGGGAUGAGAUCCAUUGGUUCUAAGGCUCAAACAUAGUGUAUUUUUUAUAUACAUUAAGUGUGGCCAUGCCACAAUGUUUUCUGCAGCUGUUAUCAUUUUUUUAAUGUAAUGUAUGUGUCUUUUAUGGAGUUGUGCCUCAAAGAGCGAUUACAUAUAAUCAAGUUUACACAUUAAUUUUGUUUAUACCGAUUCCUAUAGAUUUUGUUUAAUUACUUUAAAAUGUAAAUAUUGUAUUUAACUAUUGGAAUGAAAAUGCAGUGUUUAUUUGUGAUUCACCAUUUUAUUUGUAACAAACAGAAGUGUGUUUUAAAAUUACAGGAUGCCAAAGAGUACUAGAAAAUAUAUUGUUGGUUAAACUGUUAAAAGGUUUAAAAAUGUUUAGAGUAGUAAGUGUGUCAGCGUGGUACUUUAUGAAGAGAUAUUUGUGUACUUUUAUAGUAAAACAUCUGCUGCAUCGGGUUCAGUCCCCCAUCUUGGAAGCACAUAUUAUAUUGUCACUGCUGGUUUCUAUAAGUGGGGAUUUUAGAUUUGAAAAUUCACAGUGGACCAUGAUUAAUGAGAUGGGGUUUUUUUUUUAUUUCAUUAAUUAUUGAUCAGACUGUUCACUAGUCCUGUGUAAGCAGUUGUGAAUAGUAAUAGUACAUAAACAGCAAUUGUGUAACAUUUACAGUGUUGUUUUGUAUCUUUGUCAUUUAAAUGAUUUAUGUUGUAUUGCCCUUACUCUAGUACAAUACUAUAUUACUAGAAAGUGUCAGUUGUCUUAUUGUUAAUUAGUUUAGUUUGUUUUAUUGUGAGCAAAUCAUUUAAAUGUUUCUCUUGUUCUGUAAAUAAUUUCCUGUACAGUUUGUUUUUUAAAUAAAAUUGAUAAACACA
Hemibagrus wyckioides is the source of this 3504-nucleotide messenger RNA. RefSeq names its product solute carrier family 7 member 3b (gene slc7a3b). Gene Ontology annotation, cellular component: plasma membrane. Bases 226 to 2118 code for a protein of 630 amino acids. The record is from RefSeq and is a predicted model, not a curated record. NCBI's taxonomy places the organism in Eukaryota, Metazoa, Chordata, Actinopteri, Siluriformes, Bagridae. The transcript has 12 exons. Gene Ontology annotation, biological process: amino acid transport; transmembrane transport. Gene Ontology annotation, molecular function: amino acid transmembrane transporter activity.